AUGACCUCGGGAAUCGUUCAACCGCAGACACACCGCGGUGAUGGCAGCGGGGCAUCCGCCCACAUUCCAGUGGUCGAUUUCUCCAGAUGGGUCCCAGAAAACACACCAGAAGAACGGAUGAAAGUCGCAAAAGAGAUCGUGUCCGCAUGCCAGAAUGUUGGCUUUGCAUAUAUCAUUAAUCAUGCCAUUUCCCCGGAGCGGCUGGCGGAGUUGUUCGCUUGGUCAGAAAAGUUUUUUGCGCUCAGCGCGGAAGAAAAGCUCCAAGCGCCACAUCCAGAGGGUUCCUUAAUCUAUCGCGGAUAUUCCUGGCCGGGCCUCGAGAAGGUAUCUCAGGUGAUGAGCGAUGUAGCUUUGCCAGAAUUGGCGAAGAAGCUACGAGAGGUUACCGAUUAUAAGGAAAGUUAUGAUAUGGGGAGCGACGAAGCUUCGCACCAGCCAAACGUCUGGAUUCUUGAAGAUACACUCCCUGGCUUCCGAGACUUUAUGACCAAGUUCUAUUGGGAAUGCUUCGGAGUUGCUAGCGACAUUCUCAGAGCAAUAUCCAUUGGUAUUGGUCUUGAAGAUGAGAAUCACCUUCUUAAAUUGCACUCUGGCCACAACAAUCAGCUUCGGCUUCUCCAUUAUCCUUCUGUGCCGGCCGCAGCGUUGGAAAACGAACAAUAUGCUCGUAUGCCCGCCCAUACGGAUUGGAGCUCGCUAACCAUGCUCUUCCAGGAUGACUGUGGCGGUUUGGAAGUGGAAAGCAUCGAGCGUCCUGGCGAGUUCAUUCCUGCCACCCCGAUCAAAAACGCCAUUGUUAUCAAUGUUGGGGACCUGCUCCAAAGAUGGAGCAAUGAUCACCUUCACUCAACCUCUCACCGCGUCACAAUCCCCCCUCUCAUUGAUCGCCUUGAGGGAGUCAACCGCAUGGUCAGGGAACGUUAUUCUAUUCCGUAUUUUGUCGCCCCGGACCCCACGUCAGUUAUUGAGUGCCUUCCCACCUGCACCAGCGAGAGUAAUCCUCCCAGAUACUUCCCCAUUUCGCAGGGCGAAUACAAUCGAAUUCGAUCCAUGAUGCACUACCCAAACCCAGCAGCCGAAGCCGGUGGUGGAAUAGCGUAUUGA
Paracoccidioides brasiliensis Pb18 is the source of this 1104-nucleotide messenger RNA. RefSeq lists its product as uncharacterized. The coding region runs from base 1 to 1104 and encodes 367 amino acids. Gene Ontology annotation, molecular function: dioxygenase activity. The record is from RefSeq and is a predicted model, not a curated record. The transcript has 3 exons.